UUUGCGCCAGCAGCUGCAAAUCCUGCUAGUCUGCUUCUUCUUCGGGCUCGAGGCUCGAGCUGCAUCGCUCACGUCUCCCAAGCAAAAAAGCUCCGCCGUCCUGCCCCGGCGGCGCGCGCCCUCCGGUGGAGCGAGCCACCGAUGGCCGCCGUCCAGCUCCGCCCUUUCCACUCCCUCGCGCUCCCGGCGGCGAGAACCAGCACCAAUCCCAACUGGCUCCACCUCCCGGCGAAGCCAAGGGCGGGGAGCAGAAGCGCCCGCCUCGCCCUGCUCGUGUGCUCCGCUUCCAACCCCGCCACGCCCGCAGCCCCCUCCACGUCGUCGUCCUCAGGGGAUAAGAAUGGCGCGGCGGCAAGGUGGGCCGCGUGGAUCCCGCGCGCCGCAGUGGGCGGGGUCGGCCCCGAGCAGGUCCUCCGGCUCAUCUCCGGCGCCGCGGCCACGCCCAUCUGCCAGUUCGUCGACUCCCCUCGCACCUUCCUCCACUCCGUCGACCCCCGCGUCAAGCUGGUGUGGCUCUUGGCCCUUGUUGUCCUACCAGCCAGGUCAAAUAUUUAUAUGCGCUUUGGUUUGGUAGCUGGCCUUGCUCUUCUUUCAAUGUGGGUUCUGCCAAAUCAUGUUUGGAAGGAUCAACUUGGAAGGGUUACUCUUCUUUCAGGCAUCAUAUUCAUAAUGUUGGGAUUUGGUGCCGAUGGCGCGCCUUCCCUACUACAGACAAGAACUCCUCCCCCAUCUGUUCUAGGUGUGCCGAAUAUUCCUUGUUCCUUGAGUGGAUAUUCUUACACAAUCAUGAAACUAGGGCCACUACAGUUUACAAGGAAAGGCCUAGCAGUUGCAAGUACAUCGGCAUGCCUCUCCUUUGCAAUAUUCCAAAGUGCAAGUCUCUGCUUGACCACGACCACUCCUGAGCAGCUUGCUUCUGCUUUGUGGUGGUUUAUGAUUCCGCUGAAGCUUAUUGGUGUGCCAGUACCCGAGAUAGUACUUACACUGCUACUAUCUUUGAGGUUCAUUAAUCUAGUAUUUGAUGAGGUUCGCAAUUCAGCACUGGCAAUCGUAACACGUCGGAUUGAUUGGAAAAAUCUGGCCACUAUGGAAACAAUAGAUAUUUUCUUCAACUAUGUCCAGCGAAUUUUCAAGAAUAUAUUUGAUCAUGCGGAGCAAGUAUCCAAGGCAAUGAUUGCGCGAGGAUACCGUGGUGACCCUAACAACCACAAGAUCUACUUUCUCACGGAGUCCUCAUUUCGCAUUGUGGAUGCAUUUUCGUUGCUUUGCCUAUUUGCCUUAAUGGGCCUGGCUUCCUUUUCAGAUAGAUUGGCUUGAUGGAACACUUCUAGAUUGUGAUUUACAAAAUCAAUUUUGGAACAUCUUGGAGCAGCAUUUGAAGUGAAUUGGAAACAGAGCAGUAGCAUGAUCAUGUCGGUGGAAACAAGUUUGUGAUUUCCAUGUGUACAUCAUGGCUCCCUCCUGGAGAAAAGAAUGACAUCUGAAAAGUGAUUACAUUAACCUCAGGUUCUAAGCAGGUAUCUACACAUUACCUUGUGGGAGCUGAUAAUGUAACGCUUACAGCUAACAUUAGUCUAACUGUCUUAGCGAAAGGUGUCUGUUAGUACAGUUGUUGCCAGAUGGGACAACCUCAAAUAUCUGUGUAUCACUAUCCCAUGAAUGCCAUUCAAAUCUAUGUCAUGAAAAGAUAUGUUCAUUUCAUUUGAUAGCAUUGACUUGUACUUCCGUUCGGUUAAGAUCUGAUUGCCAACAAUGACCAUCAUCGGAUGUAGUCAGAUAAGUGGUUUGGCAACACAUAGUUGUGCAAUCUUAUCAGAAAGUUCAGACAGCUGCUUCAAUCCCAAUAAAUUAACCACUACUGUGGCUCAUUGACUACAGUUAAAGAUCCUAGUUAUGAUAAUACAGGGCCCAUUUCUCUUGCAGUCUUACCAUCAUCGGAUGCAGUAAGAUAAGUGGUUUGGCAACACAUAGUUGUGCAAUCUUAUCAGAAGGUUCAGACAGCUGCUUCAAUCCCAAUAAUUAACCACUACUGUGGCUCAUUGACUACAGUUAAAGAUCCUAGUUAUGAUAAUACAUGACCCAUUUCUCUUGCAGUCUUUCUUCACGUUACAAUGCAUCAGGAUGUCGAAGUUGAAGAGUAUCGUAAGGCUGCAGUCUUGUCUGGAUCAUUUACGAUGCUGCACCAGGAUCACUGAUAAUACCCAGAUAGUCAUCUUUUAU
This is a messenger RNA of Lolium perenne, 2220 nucleotides long. RefSeq names its product protein ABCI12, chloroplastic. NCBI's taxonomy places the organism in Eukaryota, Viridiplantae, Streptophyta, Magnoliopsida, Poales, Poaceae. The record is from RefSeq and is a predicted model, not a curated record. Gene Ontology annotation, cellular component: chloroplast.